This is a messenger RNA of Amoebophrya sp. A25, 264 nucleotides long. The record is from the annotation of a GenBank genome assembly. NCBI's taxonomy places the organism in Eukaryota, Dinophyceae, Syndiniales, Amoebophryaceae.
CGAUGAUCGGGUAAAAAAACAUGCGGAUCUUCUCAGUGACGCUGUAAAUCUCCGGAAUAAACUACGCGAUCCUGUACCAAGUGACAAUCUCUAUGCCCAUCUACCUCAAUUCACGGACCAAGAGCUUGUCGUCCAUCAACAAGGUGGUGAACCUGCCGGGCCUGACGUGUUUGCAUCUGCGGAACACGCUAUAGGAGAGAUGAUUUUGCGUCCAGCAGCUUACCACGCAAAAUAUGCUAGCCAGGAGUUGAGCCUCCUUUUCCA